Temnothorax curvispinosus is the source of this 5882-nucleotide messenger RNA. It is a transcript of the gene Sirt1, whose product is annotated as NAD-dependent protein deacetylase sirtuin-1. Lineage: Eukaryota; Metazoa; Arthropoda; Insecta; Hymenoptera; Formicidae. Gene Ontology annotation, molecular function: NAD+ binding. The record is from RefSeq and is a predicted model, not a curated record.
AAGCACUUGGUACAGACAGUGGAUUCAACGAGCUGAGCGAUGAAUCUAAAUCAGCUUCCAUAUCUCCCGCAACCACAAAUUUAAUAUCACCAUCAUCGAGGGUUGACUCCACCAGUAACGACACCGGUUGCCCGAUUGAUACCGCUGAUGAGAAGGAUGAGAUAUCCUCCACUGUCUCAAACCUGUCGGAUUUAUCAGGAUUGUCCGAUCUCUCUGGAGAAGCCGAAAUCAGUCAUCAGUGGAGAAAUGCUUCUUCUUGGAUUCAAAAGCAGAUGUUGACGGGCGCGGAUCCCAGGGAUCUCCUACACCACCUCCUAAUGGACUCCACACAGAUUCCUGAGCAAGUUGACGAUCUCACAUUAUGGAAGAUCAUAAUCAACAUGAUGUCCGAACCUCCGAGACGGCAAAAGCUCAAACACAUAAAUACCUUGUCUGAUGUGGUACGAUUAAUUCGCAAUAGCAAGAAGAUUAUAGUAUUGACCGGCGCGGGUGUUAGUGUCAGCUGUGGUAUUCCUGAUUUUAGAAGUAGAGAUGGUAUUUAUUCAAGACUAGCGCAGGAUUUUCCCGACUUACCGGACCCACAGGCUAUGUUCGACAUUAAUUAUUUUAGUCAGGAUCCCAGGCCAUUCUACAAAUUUGCGCGCGAGAUAUAUCCAGGACAAUUUAAACCUAGUCCCUGUCACAGGUUCAUCAAAAUGUUAGACAAGCAGAAGAAGCUCUUGAGGAAUUACUCACAAAAUAUUGACACCUUGGAGCAGGUUGCCGGUAUUGAAAAUGUGAUUGAAUGCCAUGGCUCCUUCGCCACCGCGUCUUGCACAAGAUGUAAAUAUCAAGUCAGAGCGAACGACAUCAGGGAGAAUAUCUUCGCACAAAGGAUACCCACGUGCCCGAAAUGCCGUGUCAACGCGUUGCCCUCCCUAUCCGAGGUGAAUUGCAGCGAGAACUACAGAGAUCUGGUGUCGCAAGGCAUAAUGAAGCCAGAUAUCGUCUUCUUCGGCGAAGGGCUCCCAGAUGCUUUCCAUGAUGCGAUGGCCAAAGACAAGGACGAUUGCGAUCUUCUAAUCGUUAUCGGAUCGUCCUUGAAGGUUCGGCCGGUAGCCCUAAUUCCUUCAUCCAUUCCGUCGCAUGUACCGCAGAUCCUUAUUAAUCGAGAACCAUUACCACAUCUCAAGUUCGACGUCGAGCUACUGGGAGAUGGUGACAUUAUUAUAAAUCAAAUAUGCCAUUUAAUGGGCGAUACUUACAAAGAAGUCUGUUGGUACGACAAAAUUCUGAAGGAAGUCUCGCAACUCCUACCAUUGCGGUGUCUGUCCGACGACACGUGGGAACAGAGUCAAGACACGACAAGUAACACCGAAGUGUCGCGCGAUAGCGUAGAAGUUGAUUUGAAACCUCAUAUUGUAUCCUCGACAGAAAGUCAGGAUAGCCUCUCAAUCACCGCGAAUGCGAUGCCACAGCAUGCAGAUGACAUCAAUGUCUGCGUAUCAUCUUUGCACGCUGAUCAUGUCCAGGUGGAAAACCCAGAAAAGAGCUUCAAACUUUUAGGGGAAAGUCCUAAAAGACGAUCGGGUGACACUAGUAUAGAGAAUAGUCCCAAGAGGAUGAAUUUCGGUAGCACGCAUGAGACGGGAGUUGUGAGUUCCACGUCGCCAGCGAAUACCGAAUGCACAAUGAUGGCGUCAGAAAACGAGUUUAACGUUACGUCAGCAAAAUCGACAUUUGAAAACAAUUCGGAAGAAUGUCAGGUGGUGCCGACAAUAUUGUCCCUUUCCUCAGAAGCUAUAAUAAGCGAAAACACUCUGGAGUCUCACAAGUCGCUGAAUAAACGUGGACAAUCGAACAAGUAUGACGACGCCGCAAAUCUAGACGCCGCCGAGUCGGAUAAAACGAUACCGAAACCGAGGCAAGCAUCAGUAGACUCCGUAUUGGAUUCCGGCAUAGGCGACAGUUGUAACAGCAUCGAUAGCACAGAAGAAAAGUUCGAUAUAGCCGAAUUGAAGAACAGAAGAUUGGAGAGACACUGCUGGCAACCAAAGAUUCGGGAGAGCCUCGCUUCUAGACUACCAGAAAAUUCCUACUAUCAGUUGGCACCGGGCAGGUACAUUUUCCCUGGCGCGGAGGUCUAUUCCGAGCCUGAGCCGUACGAUCAAUGUUCCCUCUCGGCAAACUCCGAGAGCACAGAUAGCGACAGCGAUUCCUCUUCCGGAGAAGAAGAAGAAGACGAAGAGGAAGAGACAUGCGCGGACGAUGAUCUGUCAGAGGACGCGAACGUCGACGCUGAUGCUAACGGUCAGAACAACGAGGCAAAGUGGGCGAGUAAGUCUUAUACUGCUAUGCAGCAUCGAAGAAUUGCAAUUGCGUUGCGGACAUAGCGAAUAAUUUAGUUAUUAUAUCGAUAAAUCAGGAUUAGUUGCGAUCAUUUGUGUACAGUGAUAAGUAAACGGUGCAAUUUUUACGGUUUAGUUACGAAUCAAAAUGAUUCAUUACUAAAUAUGCAUAAUAUAUAUUGAUAUAUUAAAUUAUUACGAAUUAAUCCUCAAUUAUUUUAAAAGCUGUGGAAAACAAGACUUUAUUCGCAUAAUGGUCCAAUUGCACUUUAAUCCUAUUAUUUUCUACAUAUUCAAGUUUUACGAGCCUAUUUUAAUAAUGAUUCUUGAAGAGAAUAUUUUAUCAGAUCAAUAUUAAAAUAUAUGCAGCACAUUUUCUAAGUCGAAAUAUUAAGUUAUUAUACAUAUAUAUCUUUCAAUAUUUCUUACGUAUAUAUCUUUCAAUAAGUUUGAAAUUAUAUUGAAAAAAAAAGAGAGAAAGGGAAAUAGCAGUUACUUAAAAAGAUAUAGUGUGAAUAAAGUCUGUUUGAAAUUGGUCGUCAAGCUUGGGGAGCUUGGGAGUUUUGGAACCACGUUGCUUCUUUGCUUCUUCAAUGAUUCCUUUUUGUCAAUGUAACUCUGCUUUUAUAGGUUUUGUCAGUGGCUGAAUCUGUUUUAAGGUUGCUUGUGUUUUAGAUCUUUUCGGUAGAUCUUUCGGUCGGGCCCCGCCGACGGAUGUCGAUCCUGCGUUGGAGCUCGAUGGUCCACUUGUCGCUUGAGACGUGCCCACCCUUAUAUUGCCACCCUUAUAUUGCCCACCCUUAUAUUGAGACGUGCCUCACCCUUAUAUUGCCACUUAAUUCUUGCAUCUUAUUAAGAAAUAUUCCUCGUUCUUCAUCUUUCUCUUUUUUUAAUAUUGUCAACUCUUGACUCUUGACUGUCAAUUGUUGACAGCUCAUAUAUGAGAUUCCUUCACAUUAAACGUUGAGGAAAAUCUCUUUUAUUUUUAGUGAACGUGUCAUCAUUGUAUCACGUAUUUGUGAAGUCAUCAUGACUUUGAUAUUAACAUGUACUCACGUAUAGAUUUGUAUCAAACAUGUUGGAUAUUUAAAAAUCAAAUUGCUCUGUGUUUCAUACGUCGCUUGAGACGUGCCGCUGCCGCUGGCAGCCUCGGUGACCUCGGUUAUAUUCCAAACUGCAUCCCCCGCACGAGUGGGGCUCGUGCGGAGAAACUGGGCUAUCUUUCGGAGGAGACAUUGUGCACAUUAUGCGAGUAUAAAUUAUGUUUUCAAGCAGCUGAUGUUGCUAAACAGCCGCGAGAUAAUGAUUGAGGCUUGAGUCGGUUAUUUUUUUGUUUCGUAACUGUCGAGGAUAGAACCGUAAGUUUAAGUCCCGACAAGUAGUGUGAAAGAAUACACAUUUUGAUAGCAUUAAUUCACAUGUAUAUAUGAUCGAGAGUCAUUGGCUACAAAUUAGGUAUUUAAUACAAAUGUUAAUGUAGAGUUACUUUAGACAAUUGCGGGAUGUUGAGUUAUGCAUUUUUACAGAUUUUACAGAUACACUCGGUUUUUUCAAGACAUCGAGAUUUCAAUGAUAACGUAUAAGAAACCUUUACAGUUUACACAAAGAUUUCAUUUACGGGAACGUGGCGAUGUGUGCAAAGUACACGCACACGCAACAUGUUUAGAGUUAAAAUGUGUUUUUUUUUAUAUUUUACUUUUAGGCAGCACAAAUCGAGGGAUCUAUCUAUAUUUACACACAUUUCCACAUUUUCUUUCGUUUUCUUUCCUUUUGUUAUGGUAACUUCGCGACGCUCAUGAUGAUGUAUGUAAGAUAUUGUUACUAUUGUAUAUGCAAAAGGAUUCUAGAUUCACAUUUUAAUAGCACAACUGAUAGUCGUUCACCAUUUUCACGAUCUACACGAGGAUUAUAAGAAAACGAUCGAGAUUGCUUUUAGCUUACCGCACUCUUAUCAGUAAUUAUUUCUUCUCUACCACAAAUAAUCUAUUUAAUCUACUUCGUAUGUGUAAAAUGUAUAUAAUGGAAUUUCAGCACGACUUUCCUUGUCGCAAACGACAAAGUUGAGUGCAAGCAACGUUAGAAGAAAUUCUGUUUUAAUUAAGCAAUGAUGUGUGUAAAUAUGAGAUUAAUCGUAAAACGUAAUUAACACGGAAUGAUAAUACUCGCCGCUCGUUACGUUUAAUUUGAAAUGAAGUGAUGUUCGAGCAGUGGUGCGGGUCCACUCCCUUCAGCUGCAGCUCUUUUACAUUCUCUGUGUUUAAACCAUCCGAUACGUUGUAUGAAAUCGGUUGAACGAAAUGCUGAGUGUUGUAAAAUGUCGCUGAAAUUGGAUGGAUCCGUUGGCGCGUUCUAUGAAAGAUGAUCUACGGUAUUAUUUUAUUAUCAGAAUGAAUGGUAACAUACUUUAACACACACACAUAACGCAGACGGAGGUGUUAAUCCAUAAUAACUUAGAUGCCGAAUAGUUUCUUUUGCGGUCCUUAAUGCUGAUUGACGGCGACAGAUACGACAUAUUUUGCUUGAGCAGCAUUCGGACGAAGCAGUACGCCCGGGUACUGCCAGGCUAAUUCGAUUGAACACUGAUGUUAUUUAAGUUUGUCUGUUAUUACUCGCAUCGCUAUUUCUGUCGUUACGAAUAGAAGCCGCUAGUCUUGCGUUACAGAUUUGAGGAAAGAACGAUAAACAAUUACAAAUCGUGUACUUUUAUCGAGAUAUAUUGUUCUCUUCUUUUUUUUAAACGUGCGAUUUUUUCUUCUCGUUACGAGAGAUAAGGUUUUGCAAGAAUUACACACAUAAGGUACAACCGGAUAGAUAAGAAAAAUAGCUCUGCCUUGUGAAACGUCUUGCUGGCCCGCGUCGGCAAUCACAUUCACAUGGUUCUACGUUAAGUUACACUAAGCUUCUCAAUAGUACGGAUAAUCGUCAAUAGUUUGGCAAUGAACACUCUUUAGAUUUGUUAAGUUCAACUUUGUUUCAUUGGAGCACGGGCGAAUGUACAAAGCAAUGUUGGAUAGCUUCGCAUUGCGUGUUAUUUUUAUAUGAGCCAGAGGAAUGAUAGAAUAGCGAAUUUACAAGAUUAAUACAAAAAAAUGACGCAAUAAUCUUUGACGAGCUGUCGUUAAUAAUGAGAGAUAAAUGUACUAUGUUGGAGGAAAAGAGAAAGAGCACGGAAAGAUGUUUACCAGCAUGUUAUGCACGUGAAAGAACAGUUCUGUCAAAGUCAUUAUUGCAACAUAUAUUAUAUAUAAUAUAUUUGUAAGAAAUGAAAAAAAAACGGUUGUGUGUAAGUUUAUUAUACAUAAUUAUAAUGGACGUAAACUUACUUUGAUUCAAUGCGGUCGCAUUGUGUGAGUAACGUUUGAAAUGCGAGUGUAUGAAAAUUGUGUAUAUAUGAGAGAAGGGGAGAGAGGAGGAGAGCGAGCGAGCGAGAGAAGUAAAUUGAUAAAUAGCAAAUUAAGUAUGUAAUACACCUCUAAUCACGCGACGUAAGAGAUUUUUUAUUUUUCAUUAUUCCGCUAUGUGAAAGAGGCAAGGUUUUCUCGCGGGAGAGCCCUG